Messenger RNA from Rhododendron vialii, 3661 nucleotides. RefSeq names its product putative late blight resistance protein homolog R1A-10. The record is from RefSeq and is a predicted model, not a curated record. Gene Ontology annotation, molecular function: ADP binding. The coding region runs from base 1 to 1059 and encodes 352 amino acids. Gene Ontology annotation, biological process: defense response to other organism. Lineage: Eukaryota; Viridiplantae; Streptophyta; Magnoliopsida; Ericales; Ericaceae. The transcript has 2 exons.
AUGGUCUCUUCCAUAACUUUUGGCUUCAUCAUUCUGUUUUAUUUUCAAACAGGAGAUUUAGGUUCAUCAGGAGGGAGCAACACAUCCAAAGAGGAAAAAGAGAAGGUGGUAGUGGGUUUCGAGGAGGAGAGAAAGAUACUAAUGGAGCAGCUUCACAGCAAUGGAGAGGGCGGACGGUUGGAGAUUAUAUCAAUCGUUGGCCCACCUGGAGGCGGCAAAACCACUUUGGCCAAAGAAGUGUAUCAAGAUCCUCUCACGUUGUAUGCCUUUCAAAUUCUUGCAUGGGUAGUUGUUUCUCAAGAUUAUGAUAAGAACAUGAAGAGGGAUAUGUUGAUUUCUAUUUUGAAGUCAGCUUCCCAAGAAAAUCAUGGAGAGUAUGAGAAGAGUAGUACGGAUAUGUUGGGAGAAAAGGUACACAAAUGCUUGAAGGGUAGGAAAUAUCUCAUUGUCUUGGAUGACAUAUGGAGUAUUGAAGCCUGGAAUGAUAUCAAAAGAUCAUUCCCUAACGAAUGCAAGGGGAGUAAAGUGUUGUUCACUAGUCGACAGCUUGUUGUUCAAUCAAACGACGACGGUUGCGUCCAUCGUUUGGCUCCCUUACACGAAAGUUGUAGUUGGGAGCUGCUACAAAAGAAGGUAUUCGGGAUGAAAUGCUGCCCACCGCAGUUGGUGGAUAUCGGUAAGCAAAUCGCAAAAAAAUGUGAAGGACUACCACUCGCAAUUGUUGCAAUAGCUGGCAUUUUGGCAACGAAAGACAAGACACUGGACGUAUGGGAAGAAGUUGCUAAACAUUUAAGUUCGAUCAUAGCAAAAAAUCAGGAGGGCUGCAUGGAAAUACUAGAACUUAGUUAUAAUCACCUGCCUCUUCAUUUGAAAGCGUGUUUUGUUUAUAUUGGAGGAUUCCCCGAAGAUUAUCAAAUUUCUGUACGCGAGUUGAUAUGGUUAUGGAUUGCGGAGGGGUUUAUUCAGAAAAGUGAGAGAGGGAAAAGCUUGGAGGCCAUAGCAAAAGAUUACUUAAAUGAUCUCAUUAAUAGAAGUCGAUCUCGUAAUGGUAGCCACUAAAAGGUCCUUUGGAGGGAUUAAAGCAUGUCGUAUCCACGAUCUUCUACGUGAAUUAUGUUUGAAAAAAGCUGAGGAGGAUAAUUUCCUUGUGCACAUUUGCGAGGAUGAAUCUUUUCCACCUUCUGCUACAAAUAAUCUUCGUCGCCUCUUCAUCAGCGGUCAGUUCCUUCUUAGGUUUUUAUCAAGGGCUCGUGCUCGAAACCUUCGUUCUAUUCUGUGCACCAGAUUGACAAACUCCUCGCAAUCAGUGAUUGAACAAAGUUUUUCAUUCUUUGUUGAAAACUUCAAACUUCUCAGGGUGUUGAGUGUUAUCCCCGUGUUAUGCCAAGGAGAAAUAGGAACAGGAUAUCUAGAUCACUUGAGAUACUUAGCAUAUCAUCUACCGACGACUUGGUUCACAGACUUGUACAGUGCAGUGAAAUUUUCCAACCUCUUGAACCUAGAAACCCUUAACCUCCAAGGUCAGUGGGAAAACAAUUUCAUUCAGUUGUCUGCUGAUAUAUUUAAGAUGGUUAAGUUGAGGCAUCUUUAUUCUACGCAUGGCGUAUUCAUAUAUCAUGUUUCUUCCGAAGAAGCAACAAGAUUUGGUUUUGAUCAUUCCUCUAAGUUAGAUAGCCUACAGACCUUGAACCGAAUAUGUCCUUGUGAGGAAUGCCAAAGUUUCUUAGUAAGGACUCCCAAUCUUAGAAAGCUAGGAGUUCAUGGAGAACUAAUAUCACAGGAUGGUGUGUUGAUGCUCCCUGACCUAGAGUUCUUAAAAUGCCUUGAGACACUCCGUUUUACCAACACAAAGUUCUUCAGCAAAAGCGGGGCAACUCUUCCGACAGGGCUGAAGCUUCCUUUGAAUGUUACGCGACUAACUUUGAAGCACACCUACUUACAGUGGAAGGAGCUGUCAAUCCUCCUAACAGGCCUGCCGAGCCUUGAGGUUCUCAAAUUAUUAGUAGACUCCUGUUGUGGGCCAGUUUGGGACACAAGUGAACUUGAGGAGGGGUUCCCUCAACUCAAGUAUUUGAGGUUUGAAAGUUUGGAUAUCGAGGAGUGGAAUGCUUCCGAAGAUCAAUUUCCAGGACUUGAGGUCUUAGUUCUUCGAUCUUGCCAAAAAUUGGAGCGGAUCCCGAUUGAUUUUGCUAAUCUAAACGAACUUCGCGAAAUUACAAUGAACCAGUGCAGUCCCUCUUUGGAGGAAUCGUCCAGGGAGAUUCAGGAAGAGCUAAGAAAUAAAAAAGGAGAUGAUGAUUGCCUAAAUCUCCUUCUCAAUAAUAAUACGGCGCAGAAGACACUUUCGUUUACAAUUGAUCUUCCCGGCAUCCCCAGUAUUGACGGCAUUUGUAUUACACUUGCUAGCGGUAAACGAGUACUCCUUUGAAUUACAGGUAGAUUUUCAACAUCUUAUCCUCUUCACCUCAAACGACGUGGUUUAGAACUCAAACAAAACAUUAUUGUUAAGCCCUAAACCUUCGUGUUUUCUCAAAACGACGUGAUUUAGGGCUCAAAAUAUAUUUAAGCCCUAGAUCGAUAAAAAGAAGAAAAAGUAAUGUUUUGUGUGAGCCCUAAACCAUGUCGUUUGAGAAAGCAGAUCAAUGUCUGUUGUCCCCUUAGUUACAAUGCGUGAGAUGAAAUCUGAGCCGUCCAUUGCAAAGCAUGGAUGGCCCGAAUGGGCCAACACACAUGUUGUCUCCUUAGAGCAUCCGCAAUGUAAUAAUCAAAAGUGAAUAAUCAAAAUUUGACACGUCAGCUUUUGAUAAUUCAUUUAGAGGGUUAUUAAAGUUAGCAAUGUGAAGUCCCACAUUGUUAGUUUUGAUUAUUCAAAUGCCCAAAUUUGAUUAUUGGUUAGGAGGUUACUAACUUUGAUUAUUACAAUGUGAGCACUUUUUUAAGCAUACAUUACUAAUUUUAACAAUCUUUUAAUUUUGAUUAUUACAUCAUGGAUGCUCUUAGGGUCAGCAGGCACCCUAGCAACGCAAGUAUCUCUAUUUAUUUGUUAAACCACAAUCUAGCCUUUGCUCUGCUCUCGUCACUGCUGUCAAUGGUGCAUGCGUGUUCCGGUGGUCGACAAGAUACUUGCGUAGAAAAUUCAUUAAAGAUCUAAAAAAAAAAAACAAACUCUUUUUUUUUGGAUUUUUUUAAGAAGUUAAUGCCAUUUUCAUGCCCCAACAUUUAAAAGAGUACAAACUUUAUGAGUAAAUUUAAUGACUUUUAUUUUGUGGGACUUUGUUGUAUUGUAGAAGCACCUGGUUUCGCCACUGAAUUCAGAUAAAACUCAUAUUUACUAGCAAAUUUAUAUCUGGGUGGCCUAUAUAAGUUGAUAGCCUUGUUUUUAUUGAGAAUGGGUAUUUGCGUUUUUUGUAGUGCUUUGUUGAUCCUUCAAAUGGACUCAAAUUCUAUUCCAAGCCAGAUGGUUACACUAUGUCAACAACAUAGAAACCAACCGUUAUAAGUCCAACGAGAAGAGAAAGGUAGCUGCAAGCUUUCCGCAAUAAACGUUUCUACCUUAUCAGUAUGACUUUUUAUUUGUCUGUGGUUUUGUCUCUACUUUAGAAUGGCUUUCUUCAUACUAUGUGCUGUGUGUUUGGUUGAAACCUUGAUUGUUGAACCAGUC